Molecule: messenger RNA, 1347 nt
Organism: Talaromyces proteolyticus
Lineage: Eukaryota; Fungi; Ascomycota; Eurotiomycetes; Eurotiales; Trichocomaceae
Product: WD repeat protein
Exons: 4
Coding region: 134-1147 (337 amino acids)
Biological process (GO): mRNA splicing, via spliceosome
Cellular component (GO): catalytic step 2 spliceosome
Molecular function (GO): protein binding
Source: RefSeq, a predicted model, not a curated record
CUUCCGCGUGCUCCUCACCGGAUAAGGGUAAGAGUAAUUACUUUGGACAAGCUUGACGCACCACAACAACUCAACUGCGACCUCCCGACUCAAGCCGUCUUUUUUUUUUCAGCGUUUCUAUUCAGUAGUCUUCAUGCCAUCUCUUGGCCGCUUUCCCAAUCGGCAUGUUCAUACACUCAAAACUCACCAUGGCCCCGUUAAUACCGUGACCUUUUCUAGCUACCCCGGGACCUAUGUAUUGACUGGCUCGUCCGAUAGAGCAAUUCAUUUAUCGCGAGCCCUGCCCAGCUCCAAUUCGAACUCAGUAGCUGAAACGAUCCAGCCUAUUCAGAGGUACGAAGCGCAUGGGUAUUCUGUCCUCGAUAUCGCCGUCAGCGCGGAUAAUGCACGAUUCACAAGUGUUGGUGGAGAUAGACAGGUUUUCCUAUGGGAUGUCGAACAAGGUUCGACCGUUAGACGAUGGACCGGUCACUUGAGUCGAGUCGAGGCCGUGCAAUUUGCUGGCGAGGGAGAUUCGGUAGUCGUCUCUGGGAGUGCCGAUACUACGAUCAAUCUGUGGGAUACGAAAUCUAACUCUACCAAACCCAUUCAGAGCCUGACUGACGCUACGGAUACUGUUUCUUCGCUUCACGUGCAUGCGCCGACACAUUCAAUUGCUAGCGGAAGUUACGAUGGAAAGGUUCGGAUAUACGAUCUUCGCAUGGGCCAGGCCACUGUGGAUGUCAUCGCACACCCAGUGACAAGCGUUCGCUGUUCGGCCGAUGGCCAUGCCGUACUGGUCUCGAGUCUCGACGGUCGGAUCCGGAUGUUGGAUCGAACCAAUGGGAAAUUAUUGAAGGCGUUUGGUGGAGAUGACCAGAUUGAAAGGCUAGGACAGCAACGAUACUUGAAUAAGUCUCUCAGAAUACGUUCUGUCUUUGCCCAAGGAGGUGCUGUGGUCCUCGCUGGCAGUGAAGCUGCAGACAUAGAGAAGAAACAGAGCACAAGUCAAGCAUCGGUGUUUGCCUGGGAUGUUCUGAGCGGCGAGAAUAUCGCCACAAUUGCAGCAGGAGACGGCGUGAAGGCUGUCAGUUGCGUUUCAUGGAACGAAAAGGGAGGCUGUUGGGCUAGCGCCUGUGCAGACGGCACCGUCAAAGUCUACAGUUGAUCAGAUAACAUGGACCAGCCGAACAUCCGGAUUCUUUGCUGCCAAUGAGCGACUGCGCUGUAUUAUGUCAGGGCCACGUGCCGCAGCCUGAAGCUGUUCAGUCGCUGCGAGAGAUUAUUAGCGGCAUCGUCGGGAGACUUAGUUGCACUCGCCCACUGCAGCGCCACGCCAGACAAGCUGCCAACCUUCUAUCCAGCACG